GGUGCAACAUACACUCUUGGAUUUGGUAUAUAGCUAGUUAUCCAGAUAACGUAAGCGAACAUUUUGCUACUAUAUGAAGAAUUUUGGCAUGCUAUCGUGAAGAUCGGUUUUAGCCUGUGUAGCCACGGUGCAAAAAGUAAUCGUCGCCACGAUAACGUUGUUUCCUACCACAGAUAGCUAAACAUGACUAAGAAGAGGAAAAGGCAGGACGAUUUUCAGAAAGUCAAACUUAAGGUUGGCAAAAGGAAGCCCAAAGCUGAUAAUGCAACGGACGUCAACUUCAGGACUAAAGGCGUACGUCUGCCGGAGCAACUAAAGACGGAUGGUACUGGACCUACCACUCAUCGGCACCUCAACAUAAAGGAUCUCCUGUCCCAGCUGCACCACUACAGUGGUGGAGUGAAGCAGGGGGCGCUGGUUGGUCUGCGAGAGCUGCUGUCCCUCCACCCCCACCUCCUGGACCAGCACCUGUCGAGCGUGCUGAGCGAGGUGGCCGCCGUCUUCACAGACAAGGACGCCACGGUCCGCGCGGCCGCCGUGCGCCUCCUCCGCUUCGUGGCCCAGUGUGUGCCGGCCGAGCGGGUGGCGCCCUUCUUCCCCCUCCUCAGCGCCCACCUCACCUGCGCCAUGACGCACAUCGUGGAGGGCAUCCAGCAGGAUGCCCUGCGGGUGCUGGAUGUCCUGCUCGAGCAUUACCCCGCCCUGCUCUCCGCCCGCUGCACUGUCCUCCUCAGGAACUUCCUGGAGCUCAUCUCCCAGCGCCGCCUGUCUCCGGCGGGAAAGGGGGGCGAGGACCGGAAGGCGGGGAGCUAUGCCCUGUCCGUCACUCCUGGCCGCGCCGUCACAGCCCAGCAGUGGAGGCUCACUGUACUCACAAGGUUGGGGGGCUUCCUCCAGGCGGUGGUGGAGGAGAGGCCAGCGGAGGAGAAGGGGUCCCUUGGGGACUUCCUGGACAGGGAAGAUAAAGGGCGUGGCUCUGUCACUCCCCUGGAGGUCACUUGGGAGGAGCAUACACUGCAGAAAGGCGGUCUUCUGGUGUACGAGAACUCCGGGGCCCAGCCAGCUGUUGUGUCCAAAUUCCGGCUCAGGCCUGAAACAGAGCCUGGGGCUGGAGUUGCAGAAGGGCUGAUUUCCGUGGAGACCGUUAGGGGUUUUGCUGCAACGUUAGUGCCCUUGCUGCUGGAGGUGUGGGUGGAGGCCUCAACGAGUGAACAGGGAAAAACGGACAGUACCCACCUGCUCGCCCCCGAGUCGAUGUCCCUCAUGUACCAGGUCCUGACCAUCCUGCAGCUGCUGCGUCGCCUUACUCCAGAGCGCCACCAAAAGGACGACUUGGAUGCCUGGUUCCGCAGCUCAUACUUAAAUGACUUCAAGCACCACUUCAUGAAGAACUUCCCCUAUGGUCUGCUGGAGGUGGCGAAACACAAGAAGAAGGGGGAGAUGAAGAGGGCCAAGCAGCAGCAGCAGCAGCAGGCGCCUGGGGCGGGCGGGGCCGCGGUGGAGCCCCUGGCGCUCAACGUCACGCUGUGCCAGGUGAUGGUGUCCCUGAGCUCCAGGCCGCAGGGCGGGGAGGACGCCGAGUGGCUGGGGCCCAUCAGGGCCUUCGUCAGGGAGACCCUGUCCGGCGGCGUCAAGCUGAGCUCCAAGCACCUGGCCGCCCUGCUGGAGGUGGUGUGGAGGCUGGUGCUCACCCACAGGAGCAGAGCGGUGACAGAGGAGCUCCUGCAGGCGGUGCAUGUGCAGUACCAGCAGAGGAACCUGACCCUGCCCGUCCGAAUGCUGCUGCUGCGCUUCUUCAGCCGCCUCUACCUGCAGGAGCACCAGGCCCAGCCUCACAUAGCCAGGAGUAAGGUUCUCUCUCGCUGGCUGGCGUCCCUGCCCCUGCAGCUGGUGCAGCUGGGCUCACGGAACCCCCACCUGUCUGCGCAGCUGCUGCAGACUGUCCAGGCUGCAGCCGCGUGGAAGAACAAGGACCUGCUGCAGAGCCUUCAGAUGCACGCCUGCAGACUCUACGAUCCACAGGAGGGCAGUGUGGUGCUGUUGCCCGUGGAGUCGCAGCAGCGGCUGAUGGAGCUGGUGUACUUCCUGCCCCUGCUGCCCCCGGAGCUGCUGUCCUGCCUCAGCCGCUGCUGCACCACGGGGAGGGUCUCUGCCACGCUGGCCGCCGCGCUCAUCCGACUCGUGCACCUCAGAUCCUCUCUCUGCGGCUGGUCAGCUGGGAGACAGGAAGUGGCCGUGAGCGAUGUGGAUUACUUCAGCUUCCUGUUCUCCACACUCACAGGGUUCUCCUCAGAGAAGCUGGCAGCCCUUCAGCACGCCGGCGAGGAUAUAGCGCUGCCUCCGUCGCCCCUCUCGCCCCUCAGCGUGUACCCCACCCAGCAGGAGCAGUUCAGCCACCACUGGGUCAUAGUGGAGGAAGUGUGUCACUGUCUGGAGAACGUGGGCGCCCGGUCCCAGUGUUUCGAUGUGCUGCAGAACGCCAUCUGCAAGAACCUGACCUGUCUGCAGGUGGUGCCAGACAGUACGGCUGCAGCCCUGCUGCGGGUGGUGUCCUGCCUGCUGGACCUGUCCUUCCUGCCCAACGAAGUCCUGCUGCGUUUCCUUAGCGACUGCUGCCUGAGCCUGCUUAGCCUGCUGGAGCAGGAGCAGGGCGUCCCUGACAACAGCGAAAAGGGCGAGACGGUGAGGGCCGUGUGCCUGGCGGCACUCAGCGGCGUCCCCCGGCUGCUGCGGCUGGUGCUGCAGUCGCUGCACGUGUCGGACCUGUGCGAGGAGGAGUUCUCCCAGCUGGCUCAGAUGCUGUCCUUCCUGCUGCGGCAGAGCCAGCUCCGCAACCACAUGCCGGCCAACGCCGCCCUCCUGCAGCACAUCAUCCAGGACCUGACGCGCUACUGUCAGGGUGAGGCACAGGAGCAGUGGCUGUCUGACCUGCUGUACUGCUACAGCGUCACUCUGUCCACACACCGCAGCAACCUGGGGCUCCGCGACAUAUACUGACACCCGCUGUCACCUACACCAUCACCCAGUCCAACCAAACCCUUCCCCCAGUCACUUCUACCAAACCCUUCCCCCAGUCACUUCUACCCAACCUCUUACCCAGGCCAACCAAACCCAUCCCCCAGUCUCUUCUACCAAACCUCUAACCCAGGCCAACCAAACCCUUCCCACAGUCUCUUCUACCCAACCUCUAACCCAGUCCAACCCAACCCUUCCCCCGACCCCUCUACCCAACAGUAAAUGAGACCAAGCCAACACAUCCUCCACUUCUUCUACCAAGCAGUAACCAGGUCCAACCAAACCACUCCCUCGACGACUCUACGAAACUGCAACCCAACACACCCCACACUCCCCAUUUCCCCUACCAAAUGGAAAACUCAGCCCAUCACCUCUGUGGAACAGCAGCCCAGUUAAUGCCUGAGAAUUUGGACACCCCAGCCCCCCCCCCCCUUCUAGACAUACAUUGGACCACCCAACAAACCUGCCACCCCCCCUCUAUCAAGGAGUCCUUUUUUUUUUUUUGCCUCUAUAUAAGGGAGUUACUCAGUUGUAUAACUGAAAAUAGCCUGAAAAAAAAACUUUUUACAAUAAAAUGCAUCAAAUUAUAAA
This is a messenger RNA of Anguilla anguilla (European eel), 3606 nucleotides long. It is a transcript of the gene tex10, whose product is annotated as testis expressed 10. Gene Ontology annotation, cellular component: nucleus; MLL1 complex. The record is from RefSeq and is a predicted model, not a curated record. The transcript is spliced from 16 exons. The coding region runs from base 184 to 2997 and encodes 937 amino acids. NCBI's taxonomy places the organism in Eukaryota, Metazoa, Chordata, Actinopteri, Anguilliformes, Anguillidae.